Molecule: messenger RNA, 2256 nt
Organism: Emiliania huxleyi CCMP1516
Lineage: Eukaryota; Haptophyta; Isochrysidales; Noelaerhabdaceae
Exons: 12
Coding region: 1-2256 (751 amino acids)
Molecular function (GO): protein binding
Source: RefSeq, a predicted model, not a curated record
AUGGGAGCCUGCGGCAGCAAACAAAAGCUGGCGCACAAUCGAGCCACCGCCGCCAACCAGAUAUUGGACGCACAGUACGAAGCCCACAUCCAGGAUCUGGAGACCCGGCUCGAGGAAGCGGAGCGAGCGGCGCGGCAAGCGCAGGACGAGGUAGCAGAAUAUAAAGUCCAGGCACAGUUGGCCAGUAGCGCGGCGCUAUCGGCGCAGGUCGCCGCGCUCGAGGUGCGGCUCAAGGAGUAUGAGGCGCCGAGCACGCCCCUUGCCGUCUCCCCUCCUUUCCGGAGCCUUGUCCCGUCGGCCGAUCCGUUCGGUCCCCUGGAUGGUGGCUCGCCGUCGGCCGAUGCAGCGGCCGACGAUCGGAAGCGGCGGGCGGCGCUCGCGACACGCGUGCAGGCGUGCUACCGGGGCCACUACGCGCGGGCAAAGCUCGAGGCGGCGCAGCUCGAGGAGCGACAGGCGUCGCUCUCGCGGCAGAAGGCGGAGGCGCGGCUGCGCGGGCUGCAUGCCAAGCAGGCGCUAGGCGGCGAUGGCGCGCGCACGCGGGUGCAAGACAUCGCAGCCGCCUCCGCGCAGCACCGCGGGAGCGCUGCUCGUGCGGAGUUCAACUACCUCAAGACGGGCGCCGGCGAGACCGAGCGCAAGGCGCUGUGCAUCUGCUGCUCGUACCCCGGCACCCACCUGGCGCUGCCGGGCUGUGUGAGAGACCAGGCUGCGAUGGUCGACCUGCUACCAAAGCAAGGCUACGACGCGAUGCGAGAGGCGGAGGCGGAGGCGGAGGCGGAGAAGGCUGUCGCGGCGGAGGCUGCUCAGCAGAAGCCUUGGGAGCCGUGUCUGACUCCGCGAGGAGCGGCCACGCGGGAGAAGGCAAAGGCAUACGCCGAAGACGCGUGGGAGAGGGCGCGGCGUCCCGCGCGAGGGCGACGAGACGACACCGACCAAGAGCAGGAGCUGCUCGACCAGGAGCAGGAGGUGCUCGACGCGAGAGCGGAAUUCGUGGUGGCCGCGUCGGGGGCGGCGCAUAGGAAGCGAGAGGCGGAGGCGGCGGUGCGCGUGCAGGCCAUGUACCGCGGCCACGUGGUUCGCGCGGAGGCGGAGGCGGAGGCGCUGGAGAAGCGGCGCGCCGAGUGCGCGGCGCUGCACCGCGGGAACUCGUCGCGAGCUGGGGCGGCGGAGGCGGCGGAGGCGCAGCGAAAGCUGGUGCUGGAGAUAGAGAUUGCGGCGACGCAAGUCCAGCAGCUCGGCGUGGUGGGUGCGCCCUCUGCUGCGUCGCUCGGAGGGGCCACCCCGCGCUGGUCGGCGGCCCGCGGGUCCGGCGUCUCCUCGCUGAGCGCCGACGACACCGCUUCGGAGCUGGUUGCAGCGGCGGAGGAGGGGGAGGGGGCCGCCGUGUGCGCGCUCCUCGAGUGCGGCGCAGACCCGAACGGCGUCGACGACGAGGGCACGACUCCGCUGAUGGGCGCGGCGCUCGGCGGGCACAUCGGCGUCGUGCGCGACUUGCUCGAGGCCGGCGCCGAGGUCGACAUAGCCGACGGGGAAGGCGGCGUGGCGCUCCACUUUUGCUCCCUCGCCGGCGCGCCUGCUCCGGCCCUCUCCGCCGCCCGAGACCACGCGCCCGCCGUCGAGGUGCUGCUGGCGGCGGGCGUGGAUCCGGCCGAGGAGAACGAGGAGGGCGACACGGCGGCUGACUUUGGCGCGGCGCACGAGGACGUGACGGAGGUGCUCGAGCGGCAUGUCGAGCGGGCCGCCGAGGCGGCGCAGGAGGAGAAGUAUAACCUCCAGCCGAUCCAGAGGUCGCCUGCCGCGGGGGGCGGAGGCGCGGGGGUUAUGCCGCGGUCGCGCGUCUUUGCCGAGGGCGGCGGCAGCGCGGAGCAGGCGGCCGCAGACAAGAGGCUUGCGGCGUCGCUCACAACUCGGCUUAUGGCGGACUCGGCGGCGGACAAGGUGAUACUGGCGGCGAACAAGAGGCUUGCGGGCGAGCAGGGCGGAGGCGGCGGCAAGGGGCGCGGCAAGUACGCGCACACGGUUGUGGCGAGCGAGGCGCCGCCGCGACCGGCGACCAAGUUCGUCGCCGACGCCGACGUCGCCCUGACGCCCCGGACGCGCGUCUACGCGAAGCCCGCCCCGCCGGGCAGGAAGCCGUCGGAGUCGCUGCAGGGGUGGCACGCCACCAAGACGGGGGACGGCCGCACCUACUACUACAACGACGGGGGUGAGACGUCGUGGGAGCGGCCGGGCGCGGAGGACCUCGCCGUGUGA